This is a messenger RNA of Molossus molossus (Pallas's mastiff bat), 2176 nucleotides long. It is a transcript of the gene SLC16A8, whose product is annotated as solute carrier family 16 member 8. Bases 488 to 1990 code for a protein of 500 amino acids. The transcript has 7 exons. Gene Ontology annotation, cellular component: membrane. The record is from RefSeq and is a predicted model, not a curated record. NCBI's taxonomy places the organism in Eukaryota, Metazoa, Chordata, Mammalia, Chiroptera, Molossidae. Gene Ontology annotation, molecular function: monocarboxylic acid transmembrane transporter activity. Gene Ontology annotation, biological process: monocarboxylic acid transport; transmembrane transport.
UGCACCCCUAUCGGGCUAGGUACCCGGGAGAGCUGGCGGGGCAGCCCCUCCCUGCAGGCCUCAGAUGUGAGGCCGGACACCCAAACCCACAGGACGGCUGGUCCCCGCCUGUCCAGCAAGAGCCAGAGGUCCAGCCCCCACCCUGAGAUUCCUUGCUGGCAUGGAGUGAUCGAUCUUUCAUCUUACAGUAGUCACUCCUGAUCAGUGAGGGAAAAUCAGGAACAUACCACAAGGCCAAGGAGGAAAAGAAACUCCACCCAUUUUGCUGCUAGUGCCUGUCUGCUCCCUCCCUCCUGCUUGUUGCUUUGUCCAGAGACCCUCAAACGUGCACACUGGGGACACUGGUGGCCCCACCCACACCCCAUCACACACUGCCUGCCAGGCUCUGCAGCUCACCAGGACCCCUGGCCUGCCCACUGGGUCCUGACCCGCACGGCGUGCCCUCCAGACGCUGUCUUCCUGAAGUGACUCAGCAGAGGCAGUGGCCAUGGCUGCUGACGCCCCCCGCCGGGGCGCGGACCCCCCAGACGGAGGCUGGGGCUGGGCCGUGCUGGGCGCUUGCUUCGUGGUCACCGGUUUCGCCUACGGCUUCCCCAAGGCCGUGAGCGUCUUCUUCCGCGCGCUCAUGCGCGACUUCGGGGCGGGCUACAGCGACACGGCCUGGGUGUCCUCCAUCAUGCUCGCCAUGCUCUACGGCACCGGCCCGGUGUCCAGCAUCCUUGUAACCCGUUUUGGCUGUCGCCCGGUGAUGCUGGUGGGUGGGCUGUUGGCCUCGGCGGGCAUGGUCCUAGCCUCCUUCGCCACGCGCCUCCUGGAGCUGUACCUGACGGCUGGGGUGCUGACAGGCCUGGGCCUGGCCCUCAACUUCCAGCCGUCACUCAUCAUGCUGGGGCUGUACUUCGACCGGCGGCGGCCUCUGGCCAACGGGCUGGCCGCAGCGGGCAGCCCCGUGUUCCUGUCGGCGCUGUCGCCUCUCGGACAGCAGCUACUUGAGCGCUUCGGCUGGCGCGGCGGCUUCCUGCUGCUCGGCGGCCUCCUGCUGCACUGCUGCGCCUGCGGCGCCGUCAUGCGGCCACCGCCGGGGCCCGGCCCUCGGCCCCGCAGGGACCGCGCGGCCGGCGCCCGCGGGGAGGCGGUGGCGGAGCGCGAGGGGCUGAGCCGCAGCCAGGCGCCCGCCAGGGCCCGGGCCCGCCGCCUGCUGGACGUGACGGUGUGCGCCGACCGCGCCUUCGCGGUGUACGCCGUCACCAAGUUCCUGAUGGCGCUCGGGCUCUUUGUGCCCGCCAUCCUGUUGGUGAACUAUGCCAAGGACGCGGGCGUGCCCGACGCGGACGCCGCCUUCCUCCUGUCCAUCGUGGGCUUCGUGGACAUCGUGGCGCGGCCCGCGUGCGGCGCCCUCGCCGGCCUGGCGCGCCUGCGGCCGCACGUCGCCUACCUCUUCAGCCUGGCUCUGCUGGCCAACGGGCUCACGGACCUGGGCAGCGCGCGCGCGCGCUCCUACGACGCCCUGGUCGCCUUCUGCGUGGCGUUCGGCCUCUCCUACGGCAUGGUGGGCGCGCUGCAGUUCGAGGUGCUCAUGGCGGCCGUGGGCGCGCGCCGUUUCCCCAGCGCGCUGGGCCUGGUGCUGCUCGUGGAGGCCGCGGCGGUGCUCAUCGGACCGCCUUCUGCCGGGCACCUGGUGGACGCACUGAAGAACUAUGACAUCAUCUUCUACCUGGCCGGCUCUGAGGUGGUCCUGGCCGGGGUCUUCAUGGCUGUUGCCACCAACUGUUGCCUGCGCCACUCUCAGGACACCCCACCUGGCCCAGGCACCGAGGGCGGGGCCAGUGACACCGAGGAGGACGCUGAGGCCCAAGGGGACUCUGAGCCCCUGCCCACCCAGGAGCCUGGCAGUCUUGAGGCCCUGGAGGUGCCUAGCCCUGGGGCCGGGCCCCUGGAACCCAGGGUGGAGCCGGAGCCAGGGCCGGGGCUGGCCCCGGAGUCUGUGUGAUGGAGGCACAGGUGGGGUGGCUGGUGACUUCAGACAUAGGGCUUCCCCUCGCGGAGCCCCUGCUGCCCCAAGAGGGUCUGGCCACUGGAGGCUGCUGGGGUGGUCCCCCCUGGGGUCCAGGUGGGAAGCUUCUCCCUCCUCUGUCCCCGCUCAGAGAAGCGCUGUGCCCCGACAGCCUGAGCCCUG